Molecule: messenger RNA, 2470 nt
Organism: Corythoichthys intestinalis (scribbled pipefish)
Lineage: Eukaryota; Metazoa; Chordata; Actinopteri; Syngnathiformes; Syngnathidae
Product: rac GTPase-activating protein 1
Exons: 15
Coding region: 600-2405 (601 amino acids)
Biological process (GO): mitotic cytokinesis; mitotic spindle midzone assembly; Rho protein signal transduction
Cellular component (GO): centralspindlin complex; spindle midzone; nucleus
Molecular function (GO): GTPase activator activity
Source: RefSeq, a predicted model, not a curated record
AGCAAACCUUUGAGACUGCAUUGUGCGCGCGUGCGCGUGCCGACUCGCCAGGCGGCAAUUAGCCCCAAGCUGCGCUCUAUCUACUGUGUCAUGUGGAGGACUUGUGAGCACGCGCCGCGUCGCGUCUCGACGAGUCUGUGCGUGUGGCAGUCAGCCGCUGUCGGCUUGUGUGUGCGCGCGCGCGCGCAUUCGGCUGUUGUUUACUCUUCUGCUGCUGGUAUCUUCAUCUUCUUCCUCCUUAGCCUCUCCUCCCAGCAUCCUCGGCUGUGACGCCACCUCGACGUCAUCAUUUGGAUUUUUGUCUCCUCCAAGUGGACGUUCACCGUCAUUGUUUUUCCUACUUUCAGGUGCACGUGACGUGGGAGGGAGGGGGGUUUGAAAAACAGCCGAAAGAAUGUCUUAUCAAAAGUUCCACAGUCAACUCUUUUUCCUACACGCAAACUAAACGGUGUGCGUGUUUUUUAAUGGGUGGUUUUUAAAUCAUUUCAAAUAAUCAAUCAACUUGACCCACUUGCAUAAAUGACGCCACAUCCCAACGACUUGACUUGCUUCAGCUGCAAAAGUCAAGAAGUGAGUGGACAGAACUAAAUGAGGCUGUAAUGGCGGCAUCUCGACUCAUCACGGAGGAGCUCGUAGCGCUCUUUGUCCAGAGAAUCUCCGCGUUUGAAAACGCCACAAACGCCGAGCUGGAGUUUAUCGAGGUGGCCAAAAACUUUGAGAGCGUCAGGAAGCGUUGGCUGCACGCCGAGACGGAGCUCAAAAAGUACAAGGAGUUGCUGGUCAAGUCGGACGUGGCCAAAGCGGCGCUGGAGGUCAAACUCAAGCAUGCCCGCAACCAGCUGGAUGUGGAGAUGAGGAAACGCUGCAAGGUGGAAAACGACUAUCAGUACCUGAAGCAGAUGCAACUCAUGUGCGACAUCCUCGUUCACGACAGCAAGUCCGGCGCGUGUUUGAACGCAGAGCAGAAAUCCCUCUUGGCCGCAUUUGAACACAAAGGCGCAAAUAAGUCUUUGCGCCGCAGCGGCAAACGGUUGUCCGCCAUCGACGAGUCAUCCUUCUGUUGGCACUCCGACAUCAGCUACGAUCGCACGGACGACGAUGUGGCGGCGGACUCGGAGGUGGCUAGCUUAACUCGCCGCUUUCAGUGCUCGGACGCGACGUCGAUGAAACCUCUGCGCUCGCGAGCCCGAGAGAGGAGGCGGUCGUCGAUGGGUCUGCCGCUUGCCGCGCCCGUAACGAAGACGGACCAGAUUGUUUCCACUUGGCCGCAGGAGCCAAAAAUUGUGGAGAAGACUGAUGAGACCGCUGUCAAGGAACAAUUCACGACCCCCGAGACCGAAGAUCACGGCCACGCGGCGGUCGGAACUCUGCGGGACACGCCUGAGGCAAAAGACGCCAGAGAUGACGGCGGAGCGGAGAAGGAGAAAUGUCAGACUCACGUCUUUCUCUCCAAAACUGUGAUCCGGCCCGAGGUGUGCUCGCCUUGCGGGAAGAGAAUCCGCUUUGGCAAGGUGGCGGUCAAGUGCAGAAACUGCCGCGUGGUUUGUCACACGGAGUGCAAAGUCCAAUGCGGCGCGAGGUGCGCCGUCGUCGGCGGUACCGGUCUUUCGGAGGCUUCCGGACGAUACGGGAGCGGCGGUUUUCGAGUCUCUGCUCAUCGAGCUUCGCUAGAGGGUUUGGCUCCCGCCGAACGUCCUAGGAUCCCCGCGCUCGUCGUCCAGUGCGUGAAAGAGAUCGAGAGGCGGGGCUUACAGGAGCGCGGCCUUUACAGAGUCCCCGGCGGCGAGCGUCAGAUAAAGGAGUUGCGCGACGGCUUCUUGGCCGCUAAAGCGCAGCUGCAGCUGAGUAGCGUUUCGGACAUCCACGUGGUUUGCGGCCUCCUGAAAGAUUUCCUCAGGAAGCUGAAAGAACCUCUGCUUACCUUCAAGCUCCACGGCGACUUUGCCGCCGCCGCGGAGAUGAGCGACGAGCGGAAGAGUUCCGCCGCCGUGAUGCGAGCCGUCGCGGAGCUUCCCGGGCCCAACAGAGACACGCUGGCCUUCCUCGUCCUGCAUUUCUACAAGGUGAUUCGAAGUCCUCGCUGUCAGAUGGACAAGAAUAAUAUCUCGCGAGUGUUUGGACCCACGCUCGUCGGACACGGACUGGCCGAGCCGUCGCCGUCGACCGUCGUGCGCGACGCAAACGCUCAGCCGAAGGUCAUUUACGGCUUGUUGUCACUCCCCGAAGACUACUGGAGGCAUCUCCUCGCCGUCCGGACGCCCUCGUCUCAAAAAGGCGCCGACGGAACACGAGGACCGGUUCGAUUCUUUGAGCCGCUGAUGUCUCCCGAAGUGAAAGAAAACCACUUUCAAAUUCACGUGGGAAAGGGUGAGCCAUCGAGGAGGUUUUUUACAUCACCCACCUGACACGUCAGAAGUGGGUGUACAAGUUUUGGAAGAAAAUGAAAAAUAAAGAUUACACUGUGCAACAA